GACGGACACCGACGACGGUGAAUUAAAGGUCGAGGCAGAAUAGAAAUAAAUACGUCGAGUGGUAACGAGAUAGUGGCUAAAGACAGAAAAUAGAAGAAGACAGAGAGUUAAUUUUCUCAUGUGCAACGAAAAAAAGAAACAAAAAAUAUUCAUCACUUCAUUUUGCUUUGACCCAUAGUUUUUGGGGUUUCCUAUAGAGUUACAUUCAGGAACAAAUUCAAAGGUCACCUUGAAAAAAAGUCUAAUCGUGAAACAGGUGACACUCCUGACACUUGAUUCGAAAAGCACUGUGAAUUUAUUAAUUGUGACAAAAAAUUAUCAAUUAAUUUUACUAAUAAAAAACGAAGGAUAGUUGACUAAUUUUUGUGUUUAGAGUAUAUUUACAAAGAAAUCAUGGAGGAAGAACAAAUAGCACAAAGGUUCAUAAAACCUGGUAGUCACAAGGGUAAAGGAUUGGCUGUUUUUACGAGCGGAGGUGAUUCCCAAGGAAUGAAUGCAGCCGUCCGUGCCGUAGUACGAAUGGGAAUUUAUUUAGGAUGUAAAGUUUUCUUUAUCAAAGAGGGUUAUCAAGGUAUGGUGGACGGCGGAGAAAAUAUAGUCGAAGCAACUUGGUCAUCAGUGUCUUGUAUCAUCCACAGAGGUGGUACCGUGAUAGGAUCAGCACGUUGCAUGGAAUUCAAGGAACGAGCUGGACGUAAACGCGCAGCGAAAAAUUUAGUUCUUCGCGGAAUUGCGAAUUUAGUUGUCAUCGGUGGUGACGGUUCUCUCACCGGUGCAAAUCUAUUCAAGGAAGAAUGGACCGAUCUUUUGAAGGAAUUGGCAAAAGACGGCGACAUAACGCAAGAACAAUCCGAAAAAUACGUGCAUCUUCACAUUGUUGGAUUGGUAGGCUCCAUUGAUAAUGAUUUCUGCGGCACUGACAUGACAAUUGGUACUGAUUCUGCACUUCAUAGAAUUAUCGAGAGUAUUGAUGCCAUUGUCAGUACUGCGUACUCUCAUCAGAGAACAUUUAUUAUGGAAGUUAUGGGUCGUCAUUGUGGCUAUCUGGCUCUGGUAGCAGCUAUUUGUUGCGAAGCUGAUUUCGUCUUCAUCCCCGAAUGGCCCGCUGAGCGAGAUUGGCCGAACAAGUUGUGCAAAAAAUUAUUGCAGGAACGUUUAACUGGGCAACGAUUAAACAUCAUCAUUGUGGCAGAAGGAGCCGUCGAUCAAAAUGGAGAUCCAAUUACAGCAGAAAACGUGAAAAAAGUUGUGGUCGAUAAAUUGCAACAGGAUACAAGAAUCACUGUUCUUGGACACGUACAACGUGGAGGAAAUCCAUCAGCUUUCGACAGAGUUUUAGGAUGUCGUAUGGGAGCUGAGGCAGUUAUGGCUUUAAUGGAAGCAACACCAGAAACUGAGGCUUGUGUUGUUACUCUCGACGGAAAUCAAGCCGUUCGUUUACCACUAAUGGAAUGUGUACGUCGAACAAAAGCCGUUGCUCAAGCAAUGGCUGAUAAAAAUUGGGAUCUUGCUGUACAACUUCGUGGAAAAGGAUUCGUGCGAAAUUUAGAAACGUACAAAAUGUUGACACGAUUGAAGGCACCGGUCGAUCCUGAUGCAAGCAAGGAAAAUAAUAAUGGUCCCGUCCUAACUAAGCAAUUCACUCUAUGUGGACAAGAUCAUUAUACGAUGGCUGUUAUGCACGUUGGUUCACCUUCUUGUGGAAUGAACGCAGCAGUUCGUUCCUUUGUGAGAAAUUGCAUCUAUCGUGGAGACAAGGUUUAUGGAAUUUGCGAUGGUGUCAUGGGACUUGAGGCAGGAAAAUUGAAACUAAUGGACUGGGCAUCUGUAACUAGCUGGGUGGCACAGGGUGGCGCUUAUUUAGGAACAAAACGUGCUCCACCAACAAACGAACAACUACCGCACAUUGCUCAAAAACUCAAAGAAUUUGGAAUUCAAGCUCUUCUAAUUAUUGGAGGUUUUGAGGGCUACCAAACAGGACUCACUUUCUACAAAGCAAGAGACCAGUUCGAUGAAUUUAAAAUCCCAAUUGCCAUGAUUCCAGCAACAAUUAGUAAUAACGUUCCGGGAACGGAAUUUUCUCUUGGAUGUGAUACUGCUCUUAACGAAAUUACAGAGAUUUGUGAUAGAAUUCGUCAAUCUGCUCAAGGAACGAAACGACGUGUAUUUAUUAUUGAAACAAUGGGUGGUUACUGUGGAUAUUUGGCCACAGUCGCUGGUUUAGCGGGUGGUGCCGAUGCAGCUUAUAUUUUUGAAGAGAAAUUCAACAUCAAGGAUUUAAAUCAUGACGUCAUUGCAAUGGCUGCAAAAAUGUCUGAGGGAGUUCAGAGAGGUCUAAUUCUACGCAAUGAAAAUGCUAAUUUAAAUUACAAUACAGAUUUUAUGCAAAGGCUCUUUAGUGAAGAGGGCAAGGGACUCUUCAGUUGCAGAAGUAAUAUUAUAGGUCACAUGCAACAAGGAGGAUCUCCCACUCCGUUCGAUAGAAAUCUAGGUACCAAAAUGGGUGCCAAAGCAGUGGAAUGGUUUUCUGAACAACUUAAAAAAUAUCCCAAUCCUGAGGGCAAAGCAAGCGAUCCUGACAGCGCUGUUAUGUUGGGAAUCGUCAGAAGACAAUACAGAUUCACGCCCUUCAAAGAUCUUAUUCAAGUCACUGAUUUUGAUCAUCGAAUUCCAACUUAUCAGUGGUGGAUGAAAUUGCGUCCUUUGUUGAAAGUACUGGCAAAACACGAAUCAACAUACGAAGAAGAAGGUCUUUACAUAACAGUGGAAGAAAUGGAUUUCGACAAUGAUCCACCUCUCGUCUAGGUAUUUCUAUUAUACAUAAAAGCAAACAAAAUUUUAGCGAAUUUCAUCGUAAAUAUAAUGUUUUCCUAGCCGUAUCUCGAUAAAUGUUUGUAUAAUAUGCACGUUACGCUAUAAGUCUUUAAAAAAAAUAGUUCAGUAAUGCUCGCGUCUAGUUGAAUUUUAAACACCGAAGAAAAAGAAAUUAAUUUUAGUAUACAAAUGAAAAAGAAAAAAGGAGGCUAAUUUUAUCGUAGUUUCAUGCGCUUGACAUGUUGCUUGAUUGCAACAUUAAUAAAAUACAUAAUAUAUUUUUUAACUUAUAUAAAAAUUGUUUUUAUAAAUAUUACAAUAUAUUUUAUGGCUGGUCACAUCGUUUUACUGUAAUUUAAAAAUAAAAACAUUUUUUCUUCUUA
Molecule: messenger RNA, 3197 nt
Organism: Leptopilina heterotoma
Lineage: Eukaryota; Metazoa; Arthropoda; Insecta; Hymenoptera; Figitidae
Gene: Pfk
Product: ATP-dependent 6-phosphofructokinase
Exons: 17
Coding region: 394-2805 (803 amino acids)
Biological process (GO): canonical glycolysis; fructose 6-phosphate metabolic process; fructose 1,6-bisphosphate metabolic process
Cellular component (GO): 6-phosphofructokinase complex; cytoplasm
Molecular function (GO): fructose-6-phosphate binding; monosaccharide binding; 6-phosphofructokinase activity
Source: RefSeq, a predicted model, not a curated record